AUGUGCCUCUGCCUGAAGAUCAUCCUGACACCUUUACCUGUGGCUAAUCACAGGAAUAUGGCAUACCGGUCUAGUACAGAAUAUAACCAUCAUGCGUCCGAGUCAAGCCCAUAUGACCUAAGGAAUGCAAAACCACGAUGGCAGCAACCCGCCGAGAUUGCGCAAGAGUACUCUUCCUCAUCUCAUUCCCUUUCGACUGCGACAGCUCCUGCAACGACCCAGGACUUUGAGCAGAUGGAACGUCGAGACCGCAAUGCCCGAGACGGCGACGAUGCAUUCUGGAGCAGACGUCCACGUGCCCGCGAUAGCAAUGUUGCAUCACUAGGCGCUUCUCGCUCACACUCACAAUCGCGACUCAGUAGAAUACGGACGACAAUCACCGAGGAGUUCGCACCUGGACGCCGCAGCGAGUCACCACAGAGUCAUGGCUCCCUGAGCACAUUUUGGAAACCGGCAUUGCUCAUCUCACUGUUGGCUCUGCUAAACAAUAUUUUGGUCGGGUUUUCGGGUUUUCCUGAUGCUAGAACGAUUAGGAGAUCAAGUACAGAAGAGGUGUGGACGUCGCACGAUGAAUCUGUGGUUGAAAGAGUCGGACAUCAAAUUUGCAAGAUACCUGUGGUUUCGAGAGGGCUGAGUUGUAGUCAGCCCUCGGGAUCAGAAGUAACGAGUGAUGGAUCCAUCCAUCACUAUCUCCGCGGCGUCGUGUCUGCGCUGUCCGAAAACCCAGAUGCCGCGGACGCAAUCCUGGACAUGACCGAGGACAUCAAAAAAGAGUUGAUCGCACUGCAAAAGCUGGAUACGGAGACGACACGAUCAAUCGGACCUGCUGAAUCUAUACACAUUGAGAGUGACGUGCGAGCAAAACUGCUUUGCACCGAUCAUCUGCUCAACCUUACUUCAAUUCUCGAAGGAGCCCUGGUGGAUUGGGACAACGACAAAGAUGAAUUGCUAGACACCAUGCAAGCUCAACUUACAUCACUCAACCUCGAACACCAAGACAUGGCGAAGGAACGGUUUAAUAUGGCUGUUGCUCGCAACCUCGAGGAGAUUGCAACAUCGCUCGAGCACAUGCAGUCAUCAAAUUCAGCUGUUUUGAACAGAACUUUGGGAUUGUUGCUUGACGACAUGCCUCUUUUGGCACAGUGUGUAGAGGCCUCUGGAAACGCAGAUGUUCACGAUACUUCGACACCGACCGACCGUCCGUCUAUUCUGAAGCGCUUGAUACUAUGGUCACUACCUUUCCCCACGCCCCUUUCCAACACUGCCGAUCCCUCGCCCACUCCAGAUCAAAGAAAGAAAAUUAUCCACGACCAUACGCUGGCCAUGCAUCCUCUACUGCAGGCCAUCCAGGCCUCAAACGCCAAAGCUUACUCUGCAGCCACUACAGCACAAACAAUGAUAAUGGUACGCACCUCAUGGAUAGGCAACAUAAUAGAAGUGUUUUGGCGAGGACAGCGAGAGACCUUCGACAAAGAUUUGUUAGCGGGAUUGAAGGAGAUGAGGAGCUUGGUACCUAUGCUCAUGGAGCAAAGAAGGGGAGGCAGGGCGGAAAGAAAGUACACGCGAGUAAUGGCUAGAACUAGAAAAGCAGUGAAGGAGAUCAAAGCGAAAGCGAACAAGGAACCAAGACUGAAGACUCGUCGGGUACAGAGCUCUUUUAGGGUAUGGGAGAGAAGAGGAGGAGUGAUGGAGGAAGUGGUAUCAGAGCAUCAUGAGCAUGAAGAGUGA
This is a messenger RNA of Aureobasidium namibiae CBS 147.97, 1728 nucleotides long. RefSeq lists its product as uncharacterized. Lineage: Eukaryota; Fungi; Ascomycota; Dothideomycetes; Dothideales; Saccotheciaceae. Bases 1 to 1728 code for a protein of 575 amino acids. The record is from RefSeq and is a predicted model, not a curated record. The transcript has a single exon.